CAAACCUCUUCAUCAGAUCAAAGCUCCUUUCUUCUAACAUGCUUACCAGAUUCCGUCCGGCUUCACGUUUCUUUUGCAACAAUUCUUUCGGUGAUUAUGAUGGUCUUGCUCCAAACGACCUCCAUAUCAAGAAAAGUCCCGAUGGUCUCGAUUUAUUCUUAUACAUGUCUGAAGUGAGUGAAGAUGAUGUGAAGGUAUCCGUUGAAUCGAACACUGUUUUUGUGAAAGCAGAAGGGGUUGAGAAACUGAAUGAUACCCGCGCCAUGAAAAAGUUUGAUUGCGAGAUUCGGUUACCGGAUAAUAAGUACAGGAUCAGUGAUAUCAAGGCAGAGAUGAAGAUGGAUUUAGGAGAGUUAAAGCUAAGUGUUCCCAAGUUAAAAGAAGAAAAAGGGGUGUUCAAUGUUAAGGUCAAUGUCAUAGAGUAGUCUUUUAAGUACUUGUGUGUUUGAUUGUUACCUUAUGCAUUUACUUUUACUUUGGAUAUUUAAUCUUAAAAACCUGAACUGAUGCAUGAAUGGAAUUCAAUUCCGAAUUGCAGAG
Messenger RNA from Helianthus annuus (common sunflower), 540 nucleotides. RefSeq names its product heat shock 22 kDa protein, mitochondrial-like. The record is from RefSeq and is a predicted model, not a curated record. The transcript is spliced from 2 exons. NCBI's taxonomy places the organism in Eukaryota, Viridiplantae, Streptophyta, Magnoliopsida, Asterales, Asteraceae. Bases 39 to 425 code for a protein of 128 amino acids.